Drosophila gunungcola (fruit fly) is the source of this 2842-nucleotide messenger RNA. RefSeq lists its product as uncharacterized. NCBI's taxonomy places the organism in Eukaryota, Metazoa, Arthropoda, Insecta, Diptera, Drosophilidae. The coding region runs from base 568 to 2721 and encodes 717 amino acids. The transcript has 2 exons. The record is from RefSeq and is a predicted model, not a curated record.
AAGGAACCUGAAUGUGUUUUUCCGCGCGUUUAGAAUGGUUCAAUCUGUAAUUUUUGAGAAAAUAAGAGAUGUCUAAAUAUUCACCAGAAGAUCAGCCCUUCACCGGCACCUGGGAGAACAUAGAGAUCGAUCCGGAUGAAGAUGUUUCUGAAGAACUGGAGGGCUCACUCUGGAGUCGCCGUUCAAAAUCAGAAUAUCCACAGGACGAUGGUCAAACAAAUAGAUUCCGUUAUGUGGACCAGUCAGAAAUCCCAAAUGAAAUCUCUCAUCAGCAGCGAAAGCGAAAGAGAUCAGAGGAUCUGAGCGGGAUGGCUCCAAAAUCUUCAAAACAGACACCUCCGUCAAAUUCGUAUUGGAAGUACAAUGAGUUGCUACGGGACAACCUGACGAUGGCUCUGGUGGACGAGCUCCACAAAGACGGUAACCUGCUCCGCGAAACAUGGCCUGAGAUCGAGACCAGGCUGGCGAAUAUGGUAACCGAUAGACUUCUGUCCGUGCCACAAGGUCCCAACCCCUUCUUUGACUCGUCGCUCGUUAUCCGGGGCCAUCGGGUGAUCAGGUGCGUCGAUGGCUUUUCAAAGAUCUUCCUGGAGGAUUGCGUGGCCACCAUUGGUGACGCAUGGCACGGCCUGCGCAUCAAACUUGUCCACGCCAGUCAGAUUCCUUGCCAAGGGGACGAGGCAGCUGGGCAAGCACACCAGGGCACUGAGGAAAACGGAGGAGAACUCGUUCGGCUGGAUAUUACCUCGGGGAGCACAAUUGUCCCACACUGCGACUCGGAAGAUCCAGGAACGGCAGCUGAAUAAGCGGAGAGGCAAAUCCUCGACAUUUCUGCUUGAAGAUGGGUCGAAAACAUGGAGAGUAAGGCUAGGCCGUGGCUUUCGAGUAUGCAUCACGGAGCACUCUCCUCCCGCGGAGGAGAUGAACCAGUCAGAGGAGGAUCAGGAGCUCACAGAGGUGAUUAACCAUGCAGACAAUUUAAGGGGAACGGAACUGAUUUCCCCAUUGGAACUAGCGGAGUUAAUGGAUGAGAUAGAGCUGGUAUUGGCAACGGAGGAGUCAAUUGUCCGACCUAUUGACAUAGAGCAAGCUCUGCAGACGGAAGAGAUGGAGCAAGAGGUGAGAGCAGUGGAAUUGGAACAGGAGGUGGAGAACUCGUUUGGCUGGAUAGUCCCACUGGGAGCAGAGCUUCCUGAGACUGUAAUCCUGCAAAUCCAAAACCGACUGCUAAAAAAGCCGCAUGGAAAACGGUACCGAUGCCGUCUUGACGAUGAGUCAAAAACCUGGAAUGUGACCUUUGGCAGAGGAAAUCGAGUUCGCGUUAGACAAUACGAAUGGAAUGUUACGGAGCAGGCAAAAAAUACAGACCAAAAUAAAAACAAGGCGCAGUACAAUCCUGUCGUGGAGGAGCUGGAUUUAAUAGAGGACAUGACCCAGACAGAUGAGAAGAAAAUGACGGAACAGAUGGCUCAAGAGGUGAAAGCCGAGCAAACAGAAGAGAUAGAGCAGACAGAGGUAGCUGUGAAGUCGGAGCAGGCGGUGAUUAUCCCGUCCGACUGGAUAGUUCCUUUGGGAGCUGAACUUUCUGAGACUGCGAUCCUGCACAUCCAAAACCUACUGCUAAAGAAGGCGGUUGGAAAACGGUUUCGAUUCACACUUGACGAUAGUUCAAAAACCUGGAGAGUGAUCAUUGGCAGCAGUAAUAACGUAAGGAUCAGACCACACAUUCGAUUAGGCAAGGAAAAGGAGCAAAAUAAGGAUACGGAGCAGAGGAAAGAUGGGGAUCCGACGAAAGAUGAGGCGCAGUGCAAUCUUGCCGCAGAAAAGAUGGACAAGUCAGAGGACAUAAGCCAGACAAAUGAGCAAAUGGAGCUGAUUAAGCAGGCGGAGGAAACUGUGAAGUCGGAGCAGGCAGUGAAUAUCCCGUCCGACUGGACAGUUCCAUUGGGAGCUGAACUUUCUGAGACUGCGAUCCUGCAAAUCCAAAACCGACUGCUAAAAAAGGCGCAUGGAAAACGGUGCCGAUUCACGCUUGACGAUGGUUCAAAGGCCUGGAGAGUGAGCAUUGGCCACAGUAAUCACGUAGGCCUCAGACAAAAGGAGCAAAAUAAGAAUACGGAGAAGGGGAAAGACAAGGCGCAGUACAAUCCUGGCGCGGAGGAGACUAACCAGGCGGAGCAGCCAAACCAGGCAGAGGCGUUGAACCAGACAGAUGAGAUAGACGAGUCGGAACAGUUGACCAAGAUAGUGAAGGUGGACCUGAAGGAUGAGAUAGCGCUGUCGGUGCGAAACUCGUUCGGCUGGAUACUACCUCUGGGAGCUAAAUUGUCUGACGCAACGAUUGCGGAGAUCCAGGGCCGAGUGCUGAUAGGCGAACCCCGAUGGUUUCUGCAUAGAGAUGGGUCGAAAACCUGGAGAAUCACCGUGGGCCCUGACCAUCGAAUACGCAUCAUCGAGCACACUCCUCCACAGACGGAUGUGAUGAACCUAUCAAAAGAGGAACAGGAGCAGACAGAGGAGAUAAACCACCAGAAAGACGAGGCGGUUAAGUCGGUACAGAUUGCCCAGUCAGAGAAGGAGAUGGAGCAGACGGUGGCAACGCUCGGCGGAGGCAACCGAGUAAGCAUCGAGCACUACCAUCGUCCAGUUGAGGAAAUGGAGCAAAAUAAGGAUACGGACCAGACGAAAAAAUUAUGGGAAUCGACCAGAAGGAUGAUGUAAAUCAAAGGAAAGAAAUGGAGAAAGCUGAAGAUAAGGAGCAGAUGCCGAAAAUGGAGCAGAGGGUGAAUAAUGAGCUGACCGAAGUGAUGGAGCUGCCGAAUAAUUUGAAGCAUCCGGUGGA